Leptopilina heterotoma is the source of this 742-nucleotide messenger RNA. RefSeq lists its product as uncharacterized. Bases 1 to 693 code for a protein of 230 amino acids. The transcript has 3 exons. The record is from RefSeq and is a predicted model, not a curated record. NCBI's taxonomy places the organism in Eukaryota, Metazoa, Arthropoda, Insecta, Hymenoptera, Figitidae.
AUGGCUCGGAUGACACCAGAUCAAUUUAAUUUGUUAUACAGCAUGAUUGAACAUAGACUUCAAAAAUUCAGUUUGAGACGACCUUUACCAAAAAGACUUCGAUUAAUUCUUACGUUAAACUUUUUAGCGCAUGGUGACAGCACCAAAACUACUUCAACUCUUUUCUAUAUUGGUCGUUCAACUACUUAUAAAAUAGUGCACGAAGUUUGUUCUGUCAUCUGGGAUUGCUUAUCUCCUCGAUAUUUAGCAGUAAAAGACGCUUUUGAUUGGCAAAUCGUUGCACGCAGUUAUUUCGAGAAAUGGAAUUUUCCAAAUUGCUUGGGUGCCAUUGAUGGAAAAGAAAUUCGCAUUAAAAAGCCACCUCACUCUGGAUCUCUGUUUUGGAACUACAAAAAGUUUUUCAGUUUCAAACUUUUGGCCGCAUGUGAUGCACACCUUCGUUUCACUUGGAUUGACGUUGGCGAUUAUGGAUCCGUAAGUGAUGCAUCAGCUUUCCUCUAUACAGAUUUAUACACUGCUCUUGAACAUAAUGAAUUGGACUUGCCACCUGCUGCAGCUAUACCCAGAACGAAUAUAGUAGUUCCUUAUGCAUUUGUUGGGGAUGCAAUAUUUCCAUUCAGAAACUAUCUCAUGAAGCCAUUUGACAGAAACCAUAGGUUGACUGAAAGGCAAAUCUACUACAAUUACAGGUGAUUGAAAAAGAAAUAUACAAUAUACAGUCCGGGGAAUCUAUUUAUAAUUA